Messenger RNA from Medioppia subpectinata, 2103 nucleotides. NCBI's taxonomy places the organism in Eukaryota, Metazoa, Arthropoda, Arachnida, Sarcoptiformes, Oppiidae. The record is from the annotation of a GenBank genome assembly.
AUGAUUGGUCACGAUUUCAGUGCCUUCGCAGAGAAAAAAAGGUUAGACAUAAGGGGAAGAAUAAAAGUACUUCACGGGCAGAACAUGAAGAGCGAAGAGCCCCCUCUGGCACUGUUCGCUGUGUGCACUCCAUUCGGUCCGCCGUCUCUCUUAGAAAUGCCACAAAAGGACUCUAUGUUUAAAAGCAAACACAAGUUAGACCUUUCGUUGGUGUCGAUGGACCAAAGGGGACGACAACUGUUGGGCUACACCGACAACGAACUGUCCAAUAAGGGUGGAGCUUCAGGACUGAUAGCCUACCGUCUGGUGACCAAAGAUACGAAGUGGCAGUGGUUGCAGACCAGCGCCCGAUUAGUCUAUAAAAAUAGCAAACCUGACUUCAUAUUAUGCACUCAUCGGCCCCUCAUGGAAGAGGAGGGAAGGGAUCUGUUAGGGAAGCGAACCAUGGAUUUCAAAGUGACAUAUCUGGACGGAGGUCUGGGAGCGAUGACGGAUCGGUCGGGCUUUCUAUCGGACAGCGAUUUCGUGCUCCGCUGUCAACGAAGUCGUCGAUACAAAUCUCAAGUCAAAGAUGUGGUGACGACGACGCCGUCGACGACAAACUGUCGGACGUCAGGCAAACGCAAGUCCGCCGGAGGCGUCGAUCCGCACCCGUACUCAGCCUUUGACGAGAGCGCCGCCAGUGUUAACGCCGCGGCCGUAGCGGCCAAUCACGCGGCGGCCGUCAACGCCAGCACCGGCUACCAGAACGCCGGUAUGUAUGCCUAUGCGGACAAUAUGAACGGUCUGUCGACAUACGCGGCCGCCGUCUCGGCAGCGGCUAUGCCUCAGAAUCUGUUCAGCGCUGCCAUUGAUCACAAUUCGCGGCCAUUUCUGGCGCCCGAAAACUUUCUCCAUUACUCUCGUCACGCGUUGGGACCGUAUUAUCCCGACUAUCAUCCGGCGGCUCAAUACCCGACCAACGGUUUCCUCGACCACAUGAGUACCAGCCGUACGGCUCAUUGUUUUCCCGGCGCUUACGCUCCGGACGCCAACAGUAUUGUGAAGGAAAACUCGGAUAAGUUGUACGGCGGACACAAUGGCUGCCAAAUGGGCGCUGAGACCAAGUUCUCGAUGAGUGAAUCAGUGAACACAAACGGCCGAUCAGUGCCCAAGACUUCCUGUUGUGACAGUUAUAUGAGUAGUGCCACCACUCCAUGCAGUCUAAUGAGCGCCUCCACAACCAUUCAUCAGCCAUUAUUAGCCGACACGAAGAUCGCGGACAUACCGUCGCACCGCAACUUUGGCCUCACGUCGGGCGCCAACGACUGUCUCAGUGUAAUCAAACAGAAAGCAAGUCUUCCAUUACUCACAUCCAACUCGUCGUCUCAUCACCGGAACCACAAUCACGACCACAACCAUCACUCGGUCGUCGAGCACCCGAUCGCCACUUCAUCGCAGUCGUCGUCGACCACAUCGCAGUCCAUUCUGUCGGCGUUCAGCCAUACGGCCAAUAAUAUGGACUCGCGGGGCAGUGUUCUCAUGUGGGGCGCCGCCAAUCAUCACAACUUCGGCGCCCGAAAUAAGUACGGCUUGAGUGCGGCCGACAUUAAGCCCAACGAUCGGGUGGUGAGCUGUAAGUGGAACGGAAGUAUAGCCAAUCCGAAGCCUCUGUCGCCGCACCCGUCGGUGGCUCACAGCCCGUCCUCAGGCAAAGUGCCAAUGAGUUUGCAGCCAAUCGCUGGCCACUACACCACACAGGGUUAUCCCACGGCCGCCGACGUCUCGCCCAUUGAGCAACCCUUGGCUAAACAGUUUGACUACUUCAGAGGAAUGGCACUAAUGGAUGGCUGCAAAGAAAUGAAUCCAUUGUUAACGAUAUCUGAGGUGACAAAUACUCUUCUCAACCAAUGAUGCGCUAACCCUAUCGAUGCCACGACAUUAUCAUCGCAUCUGUGGUCACAUCCCAUCACUUAUCCAAUCAUUUAAUUACUUAUUAUAAAUAUUAUACAUAAGUUAUAAAUAAGUAUAUAAGUUUCAUUGAAUGUAUAAAAUAAAGCAUGAAAUUAAUUGUAAAUUAAUUUAAAUACCGGUUCCAAAGCUUUACAAUCAUAUUAUUUUGAC